Molecule: messenger RNA, 1577 nt
Organism: Rosa chinensis
Lineage: Eukaryota; Viridiplantae; Streptophyta; Magnoliopsida; Rosales; Rosaceae
Product: lipid phosphate phosphatase 2
Exons: 8
Coding region: 380-1312 (310 amino acids)
Biological process (GO): phospholipid metabolic process
Molecular function (GO): phosphatidate phosphatase activity
Source: RefSeq, a predicted model, not a curated record
UUGAUUUCCGAGUUCUUUUCAUCAUUUUUCGGUUGCUAGUCUCGCUGUUUUUGAUGACAAACAACCAUUAGAUAUUUAGAAUGCUUUUAGGAAUGUUUUAUGUUCCAGAUUGUUUUUGGAAUUAGUAUUACUAGCGUUCUUAGGUAGCUUAGAAGUAUUACGAAUCAUAUUUUCCUAGCUGUUUUAGUAUUAUUCUAGCCAUUGUUGUCUGAGAAAAGGCAGACUUGAUUGAUGAAGAUUAUAAGCUUCCUAAAACUCCCUGUUCUCAAUUCUCUCCUUUCUCCCUAUUCUCUUCUCAACCCUCUACCUGUUAUUCUUUCUUUUCUACAUCCUAAUUCACUGAUCACCAACUCCUACAUCACUUUUAUUUUCGUCUAAAAUGCCGGAGAUUCAGUUGUGUUCUCACACCGUAAGGUCUCAUGGAGUUCAAGUGGCGAGGUUUCAUAUGCAUGAUUGGCUUAUGCUGGUGGUUCUUGCGGCCAUAUAUCUUGGUCUGAACUUGAUAGAGCCUUUUCACCGCUUUGUUGGAGAGGAUAUGAUGACAGACCUGAAAUACCCAUUGAAAGGCAAUACAGUUCCCUUCUGGGGUGUUCCGAUAAUUGCAAUACUGUUACCGCUUGCCAUCAUUGUUGUCUACUACUUCAUCAGAAGGGAUGUCUAUGAUCUGCACCAUGCCAUUUUAGGCCUUCUGUUUUCUGUCUUUAUAACCGCUGUUUUAACUGAAGCAAUCAAAGAUGGUGUUGGACGACCUCGUCCAGACUUUUUUUGGCGUUGUUUCCCUGAUGGAAAAGGGGUGUUUGAUCCUGUCACAAAGAAUGUCAUGUGUACUGGAGAGAAGAGUGUCAUUAAGGAAGGACACAAAAGCUUCCCAAGCGGGCAUGCUUCAGGGUCCUUCGCAGGUCUUACUUUCAUUGCAUGGUACUUGUCAGGGAAAGUGAGGGUGUUUGAUCGCAAGGGGCAUGUUGCAAAACUCUGUAUUGUCUUUUCUCCAUUACUUCUUGCAGCACUGGUAGCAGUUUCUCGAGUUGAUGACUACUGGCAUCACUGGCAAGAUGUUUUUGCUGGAGGUCUUCUAGGAGCCAUUGUUUCUUCAUUUUGUUACUUGCAAUUCUUUCCACCACCAUAUGAUACUGAUGGUUGGGGACCUCAUGCGUACUUCCAGAUGCUGGCAGACUCUGGAAAUGCUCAGCCACCGUCCACUAACGCAAGUAAUCUUAAUGUGCAGCAAGCAGAACUGGAGAGUGUAUAUAGCCAUCAUCAUCAGGUUGUUGAAGCAUCACAAACCAGUAGUGGAGACACAAACCCAUGCUAAAUGGUGGGAGAAUACACUAGCACUAGGCUGUGAGUAUGCUGCAACUGCAGAAAGUAGUAAAGAGUUAGUGACCAGAUAGAUGUUCAUACUCUAGGAUCCGCGGAUGCUUGAAUUUCACUACAGAUUCUGAAAUGAGUGAAAUCUAUAAUCCAUACCAUAUGUAGACCAUUUUUUUCUUCAUCUGGGACCAUCCCUUUUUUUGCUUAAGUUUGAUUAAUUGAUUUGUUUUAGGAUUUUUCUUGAUGUUCAUAUUACAUUGCUUCUA